GUCCGAAGGUACCCUUUUGCUUUCUCAGCAAAUCAUGGACAUCAUUGGCUUUCUGAAGUCUCAGUUCAUUUGCCACCUUCUGAUCUGCUACAUAUUUAUAGUGUCAGGACUGAUCAUUAACUUCAUUCAACUCUUUACACUUAUACUUUGGCCAAUCAACAAGCAACUCUUCAGGAGGAUCAACUGCAGGCUGGCAUACUGCAUUUCAAGCCAGAUGGUGAUGUUGCUGGAAUGGUGGUCAGGCACUGAUUGCACCCUCUACACUGACCCAGGGAGUUACCACAAGUAUGGGAAGGAGAAUGCCAUCGUAAUCCUUAAUCACAACUUUGAAAUCGACUUUCUCUGUGGUUGGAACUUUUGUGAAAGAUUUGGGGUCUUGGGGAGUUCCAAAGUGCUUGCAAAGAAGGAGCUCUCUUACAUGCCGAUCAUUGGCUGGAUGUGGUAUUUCCUAGAGAUAGUCUUCUGCAAGCGUAAGUGGGAGGAAGAUCGGAAAACAGUCAUGCAGAAGUUGCUGAAUCUCCGGGACUACCCUGAAAACUUUUGGUUCCUGAUUCAUUGCGAGGGCACAAGGUUCACAGAACAGAAGCACCAGAUUAGCAUGCAGGUAGCCGAAGCCAAAGGACUGCCUAAGCUCAAGUAUCACUUACUGCCACGAACGAAAGGAUUUGCUGUCACCGUGCAGUGUUUGAGAAAUGUAGUUUCUGCAGUCUAUGAUUCUACCCUCAAUUUUAGAAACAACGAGAAUCCAACAUUGCUGGGAGUUCUAAAUGGAAAGAAAUAUCAUGCAGAUUUAUAUGUAAGGCGGAUUCCACUAGAGGAAGUCCCAGAAGACGAGCAGGAGUGUUCUAAUUGGCUCCACAAACUGUAUCAAGAAAAGGAUGCAUUCCAGGAAGAGUACUACCGAACAGGAACCUACCCAGCAGUCCCUAUAGUACCACCCCGACGACCAUGGACGCUUUUGAACUGGCUUUUCUGGGCCUUAUUGCUGCUAUAUCCUUUAUUCAAGCUGCUCAUCAACAUGAUCAACAGUGGAUCAUCACUGACACUGGCUAGUUUUGCAUUUGUCAUUGUAAUGGCCUCUGUUGGUGUCAGGUGGAUGAUAGGCGUUACAGAAAUUAACAAGGGCUCCACCUAUGGCAACAAUGACAACAAGCAGAAACAAAAGUAGUUCCUUCAGAGACUGCUUCAAUCCGAAGGGAGCAAAUGCAACUGCUGAAAACUCUUAAGUGCGUAUCAUGGUCCUUCAAGCGAGAUCAGAGGAAGGGUAGGAUGAGCAAUUCCCAUGCAUAUCUGAAUUUGUGCUCCUGUUAUUUUUCUCUGGGGGUUUUUGCUGGAUGUCAUUCUUGAAAGAUGCACUCCUUCGUAUAUGCUUCACCACAGGUUUGCAUUUGUUUGGUUGGUUUGUUUUCCUAUGAAGUGUCUUAAGUUUUGAAGAAAAAAAUCCAAUGAUGUGCUUGUAUGAUGAGACUCUACCUGGAAACUAACCAGAGGUACAGGCUUUGUCUUUCUUAACUUGCUCUAAGGAAUGGAUAAGCAUCAGAAGAUUGUUACAAGAUGAUUAAAAUCAGUAGUUGUGUAGAUCACACGUUAACAAUUUAACAACCAUAAUCUGUCAGUGUUUAAAUACAGUGAGAUGCCCUGCGUGGUUUUACCAAUAUUGGACUGAAGAAGCUCUGCUGAACUGGCAGACUUGAGUAGAGUUUUUCUACAUCUAUACCUUAUUCCCACAGUGCGCAGCACCACAUGGGCCCUUUAAAACUUCAGCCAGACCCUGGCUACAGGCCCACUUUGUUAGAGCAGAGCCAUGCAGGGGCAUAACCUGGAGUGGAAUUUGGCCUUGUGGCCUGGGCUGAGCUACGUUACCCACUGCCACAUCUUUCCCCAGGCAAUAGAUCAGAGGCAUAGCUGAAACCUGUAAUUCUUUUGAGAGUAAAUGCCAGUUAUAGUUUGGAAACACUGAGGUAAUAAAUUCCUUUCAGCUUUAAACACUGAUUAAGAUUCUAGGCCUUCGUAACAGUGGUGGAAACAAAACAACUGGGUAUGCUGUAACUAGGUAAUGCAAAGAGUGCAUUAAAAGUUAUGCCCCACACCCAUACUGUUGUGAUCCCAAUUAAUCUGCUUGUCUGUCUUUUCUGAUAAAUUAGUCUACACGGUGCCUCAUAACAGUCAGCCGGAGGUAAUACUUAAAUUAUCUUUUCGCUUUUCUUUUGGGGAGAAGAGGGGGAGUAGGAGAGACACCUGGGACAGUGGUAUGGCUUAGAGUUCUCUGUGGCCACCUGGCCUUGCUUUGAAGCCCUUCUGAAGUAAACAGGUCUAGAAUCAAGUCCCUUGGGAAAACCAUGUUGCUCUGACAUACCUGGUACUGAUUCCAGGGCAUCCUCCUCUUGGUUUUAAACUUCAGGAGUUAAGGGUAUGCAAGUUAACAAAAAGAGCUUGUUGAAAAAAAAGGAAAAGAGGGGACUUCCAACUACCAGAAAUUAUGACUGAAAACCCCCCAAACUUUCAAAAUCUAAAGAUACCGAUACUAAGCAGUGGGGAUUAUGACUGACACUUCCAAUUUUCAUUGCACAGAGGACUAAACCACGACGGUCUAGGAACAAAGAGCCUGUAUGGCUCUAGAGAAGAAAGUGAGCAGUCUUAGUUCUAGCAGCUGGUAUAAAAAAAAACCA
Egretta garzetta (little egret) is the source of this 2669-nucleotide messenger RNA. RefSeq names its product 1-acylglycerol-3-phosphate O-acyltransferase 4 (gene AGPAT4). Gene Ontology annotation, molecular function: 1-acylglycerol-3-phosphate O-acyltransferase activity. The coding region runs from base 35 to 1168 and encodes 377 amino acids. The transcript is spliced from 8 exons. The record is from RefSeq and is a predicted model, not a curated record. Lineage: Eukaryota; Metazoa; Chordata; Aves; Pelecaniformes; Ardeidae. Gene Ontology annotation, cellular component: mitochondrial outer membrane; endomembrane system.